UUCCCUAGUUUUUGCAUGAUUUAUUAAUUCACGCAGAAGGGAAAUAAAGCCACAGAUUGCAUUUUCAUUAUAGAAAAAGGAAACUUGGAUUAAUUUGAAAUUAUAAUUAAUAUUUCGGGGAGAAAUUAUCAUCAAUUACCAGGCGAGACUAAAAAUAUUAAGGCCCAUCGGUAAACUCAAAAGUGGAACGAUAACAUUUUGCCCCACAGGCUAUCUCUUCCUCUUCUCCCUGGUCAGAUAUUUUGACUCCCCCGGGCCUUUCUCGCCGCCGUCGCCGGCGCCUCGUCCUUCCAUGCUGUCGCCUUCACCGCCGCCAGCCAUGCUUCUUCUCCAGAAACGCAUCCUCCUUCUCUCUUCCCGCCCCCGUGCCACAACUGCCCUCCUCUCGUUCCGCCACCAAUGCCUCUCCUCCGUUACCCGAUUCGCCACCAACGCCUACGCCGCCGCCGCCGCCACCGCCGUCGCAGCGGCGGCUAACUCUGCACCCUUCGCCGUGGAGGACUAUCUCGUCUCAUCCUGCCACCUCACCCGGUCGCAGGCCAUCAAGGCCUCCAAGGUCCUCUCUCACCUCAAAUCCCCAUCCAAGCCUGAAGCCGUCCUUGGUUUCCUCUCCGACCUCGGCAUCUCCGACGCCGACGUCGCGGCCGUCGUCGCGUACGACCCUCUCUUCCUCUGCGCCGAGGUUGACAAGACCCUCAAUCUGCGCCUGGCGGAGCUCCGGGACCUCGGGCUCUCCCCGUCCCAGAUCGCCCGGCUCGUCCUCGUCGACCCCGCCCGCUUCCGCCGCCCCACCAUCAUCUCCAAGCUGAAGUACUACGUCCCCCUCUUCGGCUCAUUCGAGAACCUCCUCCAGGCGCUCAGGCCGAACUCCUACCUCCUCAGCUCCGACCUGGAGAACGUCGUGAAGCCAAACGUGGCGCUCCUGCGGGAGUGCGGGCUAGGUGACUGUGAUAUUGCCAAGCUGUGCGUCCCUGUCCCGAGGCUGCUCACCACCAACCCAGAGCGCGUCCAGGCGAUGGUGGCGCAGGCCGAAGGUGUCGGCGUGCCCCGUGGCUCCAGGAUGUUCAGGCACGCGCUGCUGGCCGUCGCGUUCCUCAGUGAGGAGAAGAUUGCUGACAAGGUGGAGUUCCUGAAGAAGACGUUCAGGUGGUCGGAAGAUGAGGUGGCCAUUGCUGUCUCCAGGCUUCCGGUGGUGCUGAGGAACUCCAACGACAAGCUGCAGCGCAUGUCGGAGUUCCUGAUGUCCGAGGUUGGGUUAGAGCCGGGGUACAUUGCUCACAGGCCGGCGAUGAUCACUUACAGCCUGGAGACCCGGCUCAGGCCCCGGUAUUAUGUUGUCAAGUAUCUCAAGGCAAAUGGAUUGCUACAGCGGAACCGGAGCUACUAUACUGCAGCCCAGGUGAGCGAGAAGGUUUUCAUGGAGAAGUUCAUACAUCCUCACAAGGAAGCUGCGCCGCUCCUCGCUCAAGACUAUGCUGCCAGUCUAAGAGGGAAAGUGCCCACUAGAUUCAGACCGGAGGAACCAAGAACAGACUCCGAAAGUACUCUCUCCAUCCCAUAAUUCUUGUCGCUGUUGUAGUAAAAAUUUGAACUAAAACAUAAAUUUGAACUAAAACAGCCACAAGAAUUAUGGUACGGAGGGAGUACAAUGUAGCUGCCUAUCGCACAACCAAGUUUUGGCUCUGCACAGUAAGCUGGCAAGUCCUGUUUCUGUGUUCUUCGUCUAACUGGAUGUCCGCUAUAUUGUGAUGUCUUACGGUUUUGUAGUCGCUAACACUUAGAUGAACCGACAAUCCUGAGUUCUGGUAUGGUUUGUUCGUCAUCCAGCAGAGCAACUGAGCAAGACACUUGCGGGUUAUUUCAUCCUCAUGUCAUGUUGUUACACAUUUUUUCUGGCUAUGGCUUGUUAAAUCCGCAGUUUGUACCGUAAGCUCAGACAACUUGUUUCGUUUCUCUCUUGUCCAAA
Molecule: messenger RNA, 1966 nt
Organism: Brachypodium distachyon (stiff brome)
Lineage: Eukaryota; Viridiplantae; Streptophyta; Magnoliopsida; Poales; Poaceae
Exons: 1
Coding region: 293-1561 (422 amino acids)
Biological process (GO): chloroplast organization; regulation of DNA-templated transcription
Cellular component (GO): chloroplast
Molecular function (GO): double-stranded DNA binding
Source: RefSeq, a predicted model, not a curated record